UGGACGUAGACCUGUAUGGGCAAUAACCAAGGCUUCAAACAAUUUUAUGAAGGACAGCAAUCCUUCCCAGUGUCUGUAAGGACGCUUGAAAGGAGUAAACUCCGUCUCGUAACUCCUGCUAUAGGCUUUAUUUAAGAGAACUUGCGAUGUCCUCAAGAAAAUAGCGACUUGGUUGUCCCUUCUGGGCUACCACAGAUAGAGUUGCGCACUCUUUUGCCUCUACUGUAUGACGCUACGUACGCCGCGGUAUUGACACACCUAUUGUCGAGUUUCACGUGCCCGUGACCUGUAGUUUUGGGGUGUUGUUAGAGACUGUUCUACACGGUACAGUCUGUACAGUCGACUCGAUUUUGGUGUCUUGUUAUUCCUUGUUUUUAUCUAUCUUCGCAAUUUUUGCUGAUAAAAUGUGGACAGAGAGGAGUAUUUUCGCUUUGGUAGUAUGGGUGCUGGUAGGAGAGACAAUGUGCCUUCUGUUCUUCUACGGUUAUAGUAAGACGGCAUUGCCAAACGGAAAGGGCGAUAACUACCAUUCCUCGCGUGUUAUCAACGAGGAAUAUAACUCAAAAGCGACAGAGGAAGAACUAAUAGAGGAAAUCAAACAAAUCCCCCAAGCUGAAAACUUUGUCGAUAACAGGUCAGACAUCCGCAAUGGAACUCUACCCACUAUCUUUGCGGUCACUCCGACCUACGCGAGGCCGGUGCAGAAAGCCGACUUGACCAGGGUGGGCCAAACCUUCCUCCACAUCCGGAACUUUCAUUGGAUUGUCGUGGAGGACUCCAGCAACAAGACUAGUGUAGUCGCGACGCUCUUGCAAAGGAGUGGCAUCAACUUCACCCAUCUGAAUCGCAAAUCUUUGCCAAAAGCCCGAACCAAGGGCGCGCCACAGAGAAACGCUGGCAUUGAGUGGCUGUUGGAAAACGUUAACGUGAAUGAAACUCCUGGAGUUGUUUACUUUGCCGAUGACGAUAACACAUACGAUCUGCAAAUUUUUGACGAGAUGAGAUACACUCGGAAAGUUUCUGUGUGGCCUGUUGGCCUCGUAGGGGGUCAGAUGUAUGAGCGAUGUCUUGUGGGCAAAGACGGAACUGUCACUGACUGGAAAGUGGGUUGGAAUCGAAAGAGACCGUUUCCUAUUGACAUGGCUGGUUUUGCUAUCAAUCUCCGCUUGCUGAAGUCGAAGCCCAAGACCAGGUUUCCCCUCAAGCCGAAGAAAUACGUCGACCUAGAAUCAUCCCUAUUAGUGCAGUUAGUCACCCAGGAGGAUUUGGAACCCAAAGCCAGCAAUUGUACAAAAAUCUUAGUGUGGCACACAAGGACGGAAAAACCGAAAUUGGUAUACAAGAUCAAGGAUAACGUAAAGAUAGUUGUCUGAAUCAAUGUUUUCAUGAGAAUGGAAGGAAAAUGCUGAACGGAGUCAGAAUUGGGGAGCAGUCAAUAUUGCAAUACGUACAGUCGUGCCCAAAGAUUGACAUGAAUUCUAGUAGAAUACAGUUGUACCUCAUCUCUCUAUAAUCAUCGCCCUUUCCAUAAUUUUACAUUUCCCUUUAUUUCUAUUAAACGUUUCUGCAACCAAUUCGCUUUGGAUGACGUUUCUAGACAAUUUCACUCAUGAUGUAAUAAAAAUAUUGGGUUGAAAAUUUACAUAGGCCUACACUGAGAUAACCUGCUACUCGAUUGUCCUUUGAGAGGUCUAAAUGUUCUGAAAUGGUCUUGUACCACUCAUCUCUCUUGAUUAUUACUGUUAGUAAUAGGCAAGGAGUACCUACAUAAUUAUUGCUGUUUAAUGUAAUGAGUUUGGUUUCCUGUUCAGGCUAGUCUUUGCCUUGAACCAGUGACGGGGAUCGUAAACGAAUACAUUUACUCUUAAAACCUAGCGAAGAGCUUUAUCCAGCUGCAGAGGUCAGAGACUUCUCAAGAAGUCAUAUCUGGAACGAUUGUGUCGAAAUGCAUUUGAAACCUAACGACAACCACGACCCGUUUGAAAGGCUGACAACCACUGAUGAAAGGGCGUUGGUCUCAAAGGUGUGGUUCAAUCUUAGGACUGUCAAAAAAACACCUGUGCCAAGAAUUGCAGGUCUAGGGGAUGAAGGCUCUGUCCACCGUUCAGAGGGUCCUGCAACGAAACGGAGAGGCUACAAAAGAGACACCACGAAGGAAGCUUCUCCUUCAAGAAUGACACUGUAAAGGCCAGCAGAAAAUGUGCAAGAAAGCACACAAAGUACAGGAAAUGUACAAUGGUACUAUUAUAUGACGUGUAAAGAGAGUUAUAUAUUCAUUGUGCAUUUAGUCUUAGUGUUUAUUGUUUUUGAUAGCUGUGUGCAAAGUCCAACUCACGAAUUAGAAGUAUAUUGGCGGCCAACGGAUGAUUUUUUUUUCAGUAUUACUGAGUUGACGUUGAUACCGGUAUAGAAAGAGCAGACAGGCCCACGGCUUAGGGGGAUGUGAAGGGGUAGCCCCCCGAGCAGCUAGUCCUCAUCGGUAAAAACAAGAAGCAUCAACGUAUGACCUCUCCUUGUGGUGUGCCCUCUAGCUGGUACUGUGCCCCUCCCCCUUUAACGCCAAAAGCGUUAAGUGGAGUAGACCCCAUAAUGGCGCACAGCAUCUGCACUGAGCUGGUUAGGUGCUUGAAUGUUCGCACACAGGAUGGUGGGCCUGUUUCUGCAACAUGGAAGUAGAGUUUCAAGUAUAGUGAGAAAGGUACAUUUUGGUACAAUCAGCAAUUUAGAUGGGAUGACUCAUACUAUGGGGAGUAUGCGGACAUUAUACAUGUAUGCAUGUGAACAAGUAAGGCUACAGAAAUCUUGCAGCAUGAAUGCCAGUGAGUAUGUUGCCAGUUGGUCCCCGACCCGGUGACUCUUGAUAAAAAUUUGAGUUCAGGCAUCGUCCACGGUCAAAAAAUGAGGCAAAAUACCGAAGGUCACCAGGGAGUAGUCACUGCGAAUGUCAUAUACAAAAUGACGACCGCGGUCUUGGCUGAAAGCCAGUUCAUUUUAUUUUUGGAAUAUACUUUACAUAAUACACAACGGCACGAAAUAUCAAGACAAAGGUUAUUUGUUUACAUGAUGACAUACAUGAUGACAUACAAAAACUACAGAACAAUACUUAACCAGUCCCCACUGGACUUCCCAAAAGAAACAUUUUAGAUGGAGGCAUGUCGGUUAUGUGUUUGUUUUAACCCUCUUGCAGCACGGUGUUAAUCUUUGAAAAAUGACAUUGCUCAAAAGGAAUUAAGAUCUAUUGCCGUUGAUACAUCCAUUAUAACUUUUUAAAGCGUGUUUUACUCACAUGUAUAAACAUCCGCUGAUCAGUAGCAUACACGACCAAAACUAUCCAAAUCUGUACGAGUUCGGAAUAUUUUGGACAUCAUUUUUCGGAAAACAGGGGAAUUUCCCCAAUUAUUGUCGGGGUGCAUGGUGAUACCCAAAGACAAAAUAGACCAACAUCGCCUAUGGAAAUCAACGUCUGGUACCCCAAUAAUGAAGGCAAUUUGGCAUCCUUAUUAUCCCUUCCAAUCAAGGCAGAACACCAAGAUGUUGGGCGUAGACUGCAAUCAUACAAAAUGUAGUGCCUUUCAGUUUAUGUAUUGAACAUUGUUCAGUGCACUCUAAAACUCCCGGGUCAGAUUGACCCAGAAUUGGGUUCCAUUCGGCAAGACCCUUUUCCGGGUCAAAUUAUGACCCAGAAGGGGUUCAUUUUUUGACUCGGUAAUUGUCACACCGAAUGGGACCCAACUCUGGGUCAUUCUGACCCGGGAGAUUUUAGAGCGUGGGUUAACAUUUAAUGCGCGAUAUCAGUUCCAUUUAAAAUUUAGAUAUUACAGAUUAUCAAAAAUUUCAGACUUGGUUAUCUUUUCUCAUUCACGUUAAAAUUUGAAGAAAUGUCUGGAAAAAAUUUAUUUUGCGAAUGUAAUACUAAAAGUGAGUGUCCAAAAACGAUUAUAACAACAAACAGAAAUGAAUUGUCACCAGUUGAAUUUGUUUUUAAUAAUUUCUCAAUUUUAUGUACAUAUUUGCGUGUCCCUUGGUAGCUACGUGUAGAUACAGACCUAAACACAUAGUUUGAUAACCAUUUGGGGGUAUUUUCAGAGAAGAACGACUACAAAGAAUGAUUCGUGGCUAACCCUUGAAAAAAAAAAGAUUUUUUUUCAUACUCUUGAAUUACCAGUGAAAUAAACGAGGCCAUUCUGUUCCUGAAGGUCACCAAACGGCGCUAGUUCUGUCCAAUUCACGGACGUCCGUGGCAGAUUUUGCAAAUUUUAUUUUUUUUGGUCGAAACCCGUCAGUAGCGACUACGGAAGCGUAUUUCGGACAUAACUAAAAAAGAAAGUUUGAACCACCAUUUCGCUCGACCGAAUUGAUGGCGAAAUUGUGAAAUGCAAAGAUAUAAUCCGCCCGGGCGAAUUAGUAAUCCACCUGGGCAAAAUGGUAACGCCACGUUUUUCAGUCUUGUCCUAAAUACGCUUCCGUAGUAUCGGACCGAAACCUAUCAAAAAGAUUGGAUGCUUUCUUAUUUGAAAUGAGCGAACCUGAACCUGUUUUAUGUUUUUAUGUUGGGAAAAUGGAUUCCAAUCUUGAGAACAUUACGUCUGUAAAAUUUCGUUCCACUCUUUGAAAACAUGUAAGCCUUAUGAAACUUUGUUCUAAUCCUGAAAUAUGUUACUAUGCCAGGUCUGUAAACUUUCAUUCGAACCGAAAGAGAUGUUGGGUCCAUAAGAUUUCCAUAUUUUGGGGGAAUGCAUUUGAAAUAUCAAAUACGCUCUGUUUUAAAUAACAUUAUAUUUUAAAAAGGUCCAUGUUUAAAAAAAAUGCAAUUUUGAAUCUAAUUCUGCUUCAUAUUGCAGUCUCUUUGUUUUUAUGUCUGUGGUGAAGACACUUUGACGACUUCAUGAAAGAGUGCUGAACCGGGUUCAGAUUAUACACUCUAAAAAUCACCUGGGUCAGACUGACCCGGAAUCUGGGUCCCAUGGAGCCUGACCCAUUUAAGGGUCAAAUUGUGACCCCACCCCCUUGGGUAAUAUUUUUCUGGGUCAAAUAUGACCCAAAAGGGGGGUCAUAAUUUGACCCGGAAAAGGGCCAGGCUCCAUGGGACACAGAUUCCGGGUCAGUCUGACCCAGGUGUUUACUAGAGUAUGGAUUGUUAUAGCCUAGCCUAAAGUUGGGAGCUGUAUAGUACGGUAAUUUGUUGUGGAUUGCUUGCCGUCUGUGAUAGGUAGGGGGUAAUGGCUGGGUUGAGAUCCGAUGUCAAUGAACAGCCUGGCUUGCCUUGAGAUUCACCUGCGGCACUUUAGUUCCUGUGAGGGCUGUUAUUCCUUGGUUUAAUAGAUGACACUUCAAACAGAUUAUGCAAGGGACAAGUUUAAAUCAAAGUUCGUCCAGGGGUUAGGAUUACCCCUAGAGGAAUUGCGUUGCUUCGUAUUACAAAAUGUUAUUCAUUAAUUUAUUAUUUUUAUAUUAAAGUAAUGUACAUCUUGUGUUUGUGAUAUAUUUCGUUGAUGUACUCCAAUAAACCUAUUACAACGAUUGAUUGUCCUUGGCAACUCA
This is a messenger RNA of Acanthaster planci (crown-of-thorns starfish), 5541 nucleotides long. RefSeq names its product galactosylgalactosylxylosylprotein 3-beta-glucuronosyltransferase 1-like. Gene Ontology annotation, molecular function: galactosylgalactosylxylosylprotein 3-beta-glucuronosyltransferase activity. The record is from RefSeq and is a predicted model, not a curated record. Lineage: Eukaryota; Metazoa; Echinodermata; Asteroidea; Valvatida; Acanthasteridae. Gene Ontology annotation, cellular component: Golgi membrane. Gene Ontology annotation, biological process: chondroitin sulfate proteoglycan biosynthetic process; carbohydrate metabolic process.